AAGCAGAAUGGUCCGUCAUCGAAAUAGUUCCGUCAAAAAUGGCGGAGUAUGCUAACCUCGUCAGAAGGGCUUUGGGGCAGAUAAGAGGUCAUGGAGGAGUUAAAGGAUUUCUGCUGCAGUUUUUUAGAGUGAAUGAUAUUAAAACUGGAGCACUGAUAGGAGUGGAUAAAUAUGGGAACAAAUAUUAUGAAGACAAGAAGCAUUACUUCUUUGGGCGUCAUCGCUGGGUGAUCUAUACAACUGAGAUGAAUGGAAAGAACACUUUAUGGGAGGUGGAUGGGAGCAUGGUGCCAGCUGAGUGGCAUCGUUGGCUGCACUGUAUGACAGAGGAUCCCCCCACCACACACCCACCUGAGCCUAAGAAGUUUCUGGCUGAGGUGCAUCAGUUCAAUGUGAGUGGUUCCUCACAGCAAUAUGUCCCAUACCCAACGACACGCAAGAAGAUACAUGAGUGGGUGCCUCCGAAAGCCACACCUCAGUGAUACUGGACGGAAUUGUCACUUUUCAAUGUUGUAAUUUAUAUUAAUGGCCAUAAUGUUCACAUACAAAAUAAAAUAUCUAUUGCAA
Messenger RNA from Boleophthalmus pectinirostris (great blue-spotted mudskipper), 567 nucleotides. It is a transcript of the gene ndufa12, whose product is annotated as NADH:ubiquinone oxidoreductase subunit A12. Gene Ontology annotation, biological process: mitochondrial respiratory chain complex I assembly; response to oxidative stress. The record is from RefSeq and is a predicted model, not a curated record. Bases 39 to 482 code for a protein of 147 amino acids. Lineage: Eukaryota; Metazoa; Chordata; Actinopteri; Gobiiformes; Gobiidae. The transcript has 4 exons. Gene Ontology annotation, cellular component: membrane.